GUCCGCUCUCGCACAGCCAGUCAACGGCAGCCACCGUGUCUCACAGUAAACGAAGCCCUUUACCGAACGGCGAUUAAUGCCCUGAUUCCGAUGUAAAGAUGGCCUCUGCUCAGCCUGCAAGUCCACCUCUUGCUGCGGAGUACACCCCUCCUGUGCAGGAUGAAGAGGGCCAAGAGGAAGAGGUGGAGAGGGAUCAGCCUGCAAAAAAACGUGGCAGAGGCAGGCCUCCGAAAGCCAAACCCCUUUUCAAAUGCACUGCAUGCACAGAGGCCUUUAAGAGUCUGUCAGCUCUGCAGAGCCACAAGCAGUCGGCACAUGUGAAGGAACGGCAGCAGCACCCAUGUCCCGAGUGUGCCAAAACAUUCUCGAGCAAGGCUCAGCUCUCAAAGCACGAGCGCACUCACUCAGCCCAGCGCCCCUUCCAGUGUCCCAGCUGUCACAAAGCUUACAAGACGCCCACAGAGCUGCGUAACCACAGCCGCUCUCACACUGGGGAGAAACCUUUUGUAUGCACAGAAUGUGGCAAGGCCUUCAUGCAGGCGAUAUGCCUCAGGAUCCAUAUGACACAGCACAGUGGAGAGCGCCCGUACUCCUGCCGUCAGUGCUCUAAGAGCUACCCAACCCUGUCCAAACUGAAGGUGCACAUGCGCUCUCACACGGGAGAGAAGCCAUACUUGUGUGCCGAGUGUGGGAAGAGCUUUGCUGACCCCUCAGUGUUCCGAAAGCACAGAAGGAACCACCAGGGCCAUCGACCGUAUGCUUGUGACGAAUGCGGCAAAACAUACACUGAGCUGAAGGACCUCAAAAACCACGAGCGUUCCCACACUGGGGAAAAACCCUACCUGUGUUCGGACUGCGGCAAGGCCUUCUCCCGCUCCUCCUCCCUGGCCUGCCAUCAGCGCAUCCACUCGCAGAAUAAACCCUAUAAGUGCGAGCAAUGCACUAAAGGCUUCACCCAGCUUUCUUCCUAUCAGUCCCAUCUCCGCACUCACUCUGGUGAGAAGCCGUUUCUCUGCCCACAGUGCGGCAAGAUGUUUUCAGACCCCUCCAGCUUCCGUCGGCACCAGCGAGCCCACAUGGGAUUCAAGCCCUACCCCUGCGAUAAAUGCUCCAAGAGGUUCCGGCAGCCGGCCGACCUGGCCGUACACGAGCGCGUUCACUCUGGAGAGCGCCCGUACAAAUGCCAGAGCUGCGACAAGGCCUUCGUAGCUUCCUGGGAUCUGCGGCGCCACAUGCUCGUCCACACAGGUCUGAAGCCAUUUAUGUGCACAGAGUGCGACAAGUCAUUUGCUGAGCGCUCCAGCCUCAACAAGCACCGGCGUGUGCACUCUGGAGAGAGGCCUUUCAAAUGCGAGGAGUGUUUGAAGUCAUUUGUGGUGUCCUCAAGCCUGCGCAAACACGAAAGAACUCACCUCGCUGAGCAGUCUGAGCAACAGCAGCAGCAGCAGGAGACAGAGGCUGGGUCACCCUCAGGCUUCACUGCCCACACAACUCUCCCUCAGUUCUCUUGUACUCACUGUGAUGCUACAUUUGGUACCUGGGAAGAAGUUCAGACCCAUGAAAACCUUCACCCCAUUGACUCUACCCAGUCCGUUGCCAAAAUCGUGUCGCUGGGCUCGCACAUCUGUAAAACCUGCCACGAGGAGUUUGCACAGCUUGCAGACUUGCAGGAGCACGAAAAGCAGCAUCCCAAGCCGAGGCCGCACGUCUGCGACAGCUGCGGCAAGGGUUUCCUCAACAAAUCGGGACUGCGCAAGCACCAGAAGAUCCACUCCAACAGCAAACCCCACAGCUGUCCCCACUGCGGCAAAGCCUUCCUGUUCGCCGCGUACCUUCGCAAGCACUUACGGACUCACGCGGACGCCGCACCGGUUGCCACGCAGCUCGCCGACAUAAACAUCAUUCACACAGACCCCCUGCCUUCUCCUCCGACCCCCAGUGAGGUUUCUCCCUCGUCGGUCGAGCCCGGCACCAUGUCACUGACUGUCCCGACCGUGACUGUCCCCGUCACCACUUUCCAGUCUCUUCGAGAGUACUUAGUCAAAGAAGAGGGGAUUUAAGCUUCUCUGUCAUUUUAAUUCCACACAUAUUUACCCCGUGGCCUUAAAGCUGUUUUUUAGAUGGGUCUGACUUUUCAAAAUAACUUCCUUAAGAAACAUCAAAAACGCAUUAUCCUUAUGUAAACGGUCGACAUUUGGUCUUUGUUUUGUAUUGCUGCAGUAUUUUUAAAAACAGUUAUGUGUAUUAUAUGUUAAUGUAUUAAAAUAUACAGUAUACUGUACUAUAAGUACCUUACUAUAAAAUUGUCGUAUCUGUUGUAAUCUCGUCAUAAAAAUCCACCAUAAAGAAAACAAACGAAACCAACAAUUAAAUCCUUGGCUUUAUGGCCGACAUGUUUUUAUAAAACAUUUUUAAAUGUUUUUUUGAAUCUCUUUUGUCUGAACAAUUUGUAACUGCUUCACUGUGUCGCUAAAACAACUUGUCAAGCUGCAAAAGGUCGCUGGCAUUCAGAAAUGCCAAGAGGAAUCACAUUUUUAUGCCAAUAAAAACGUGUGUGCAACAAUCAGUAAUAAUCGGA
Messenger RNA from Maylandia zebra (zebra mbuna), 2578 nucleotides. It is a transcript of the gene znf668, whose product is annotated as zinc finger protein 668. The record is from RefSeq and is a predicted model, not a curated record. Lineage: Eukaryota; Metazoa; Chordata; Actinopteri; Cichliformes; Cichlidae.